Molecule: messenger RNA, 624 nt
Organism: Alternaria infectoria
Lineage: Eukaryota; Fungi; Ascomycota; Dothideomycetes; Pleosporales; Pleosporaceae
Exons: 1
Coding region: 1-624 (207 amino acids)
Source: RefSeq, a predicted model, not a curated record
AUGCCGCCGGCCACCGAACACAACAAGUCUGGUGCUCCGAGAGUGAAUGUCCGCAGCGCGAUAGGCCUGCUACAAAGCUACCACACAGCCAUCGACGGCAAAACGGAUGCGGAAACGUUGAGCCUUGUCGACUACCUUCGACAAGGUCCAGAUCUGCUUGAUGUCAACGAACUGACUAUAGGCGACGUGCACAAGCUAACAGGUCUCUAUCGCGCAGCCGCACAGGAAUACGAUGGCUGUCUGAGUCGACCGUCCGAUGAAGCACCGCUCGGGGUGACAAACAAGGCUCAGAAGAAAACAGAUGCGGGCGGAAAACUGUCACCAGAGGCUGGACGACGACGACCACGCACCCAACAGGCAAGUACCGCAGGCUUUCGGGCAAGAUCGUCAUCCCCAUUGCGAGAGAGUGAAGAGAAGAUCGAGGUAUCAGAUGAAUGGGCGCAGGAGUUCUCCCAAGUCGUACAGGAGAGCGUCAUGGUUGAUCAGCUACCGGGUGGCCUCACAGACGACCCGGCAGAAGACCCCGACGCGCAGUUCUCGGUGGGAAGGAGUUCAGCGAAGCGCCCGCAGCCAGAACUCCAGCCUCAUCUGGAACAAGAUCAAUGCUCGAUCUUCAGUUGUUGA